AUGACGGCGCACGGAGUUCCGCUCAACACCCUCAAGGACUGUCUCCAGUUUCUGCAGUGGUUGCAUAAAGAUAGUGGUAAGCAAGGGGAGGUGACUGACGCUCUGUUUAAACGUAUUGCCACAUAUUAUAAUAAUUCCACUUUCAAGGGGCAGCUUCAACUUUCAUUACCCAAUUUUCUCCGUCACACUUCAUUGCUUUACGGGCAAAUAUGCAACGAAAUAAAUAAGAACUAUUCUAGUUAUCAAAGCCUAGACGCACAGCAUAUCACCGAUGCCUUUUCCGAGUGCCUCCCCAAGGUACACGCUGCGUUUUCAUAUUUGGUGUACAAUGUUGACCAUAGCUACAGGAACGUGGGAGGUGGGACAUGGGGAAAUUUUGAGACACAGGGAGAUGAGUCAAUCGGUAACGCGCUUAGAGGAUAUCUCACGUCCUCCGAUUCGUCUAUCACCGGCGGCAUUAACCCUGGAGGCUUCCUGCCAAGUGACUUGAAAAAUGUGCUAGGAAAAACACUGGCCCACAAUCUAAACAAUGCCCUUCACAGGACUACAAUAACCCCAGACGUUUUUACUAGCGUUCUCUUCAACAAUUUGGUUAAAGAUGAUUGGCAUGACCUAGACGCUGGCAACGUCUUGCUUCUGCUGUGGGCGUUUUGUGAUUAUGUGGAGCACGAAAGAGAGGACGGUGCGCUUGGAAAGAAAUUGAAAGAGGAGCUUAGACGUAAAAAGAUGUGUUUCGACUGGGACGCUCUGGUAAGGCAUUGCGAAACACUCAAAGGCGAAUUAGACAAAUUGUUUGGCAGUGCGGUUGAUGAUUUCAGUCCUAAACCCUUCUCCACUACUGGGAGGGCGUUUACCCCUUUUGCUCUUAAGCCUGACGCGUUUGCCGGAGCAUUCGAAAAAUGGUUCGAAAAGCAUUGGCAGCGGAUUACAGAGGCUUUGGAAGAUAUUAAGGAGGGCGUUGAUGAUUUUGCUGAAAGCCCCGAAAGCUUCACCCCAGAAAACAUCUAUCCCUACGGCAUCGUGUUGAACCAGCAUAAACGUAAUGCGUGGGAACAGGGAUUGAAAAUUUUGCCCAGUGUUUUGGAAACGCUUGUUGGUUCGAGGAAAGGGCUGGAGGAGCUCAAAGACAUUUUGAAUGGUACGGUGUGUCCAGUUACGCCCCCCAAGGAAGUAGUACCCGAGAAGAAAGUUCCCAAGGUGCCGCCUGCCCAAACAGAGGCCGCAAAACCUGUGGUCACCAAGGCGGAGGCGGCGAAGCCGACUGCCACUGAGGGUACUGAAGGAGCGCAGAACCAGGGCAAGGAAGCUGAGGGAGCGCAGAACCAAGGUAAAGGUCUUAGUGGAGAUGCGUCUUCAGGUUCAGCAAGUGGAAAGCCUGCUGCAGCUCCGCCUCCCGGUGCUCCAGGAGUUCAAGGCCCGCAAGGGCCUACUGUUACAGUGUCCACGGCCCAAGAUCAAGCAGGUAAAAAUUCUAUUUCACCAGGGCCUCCUGGGCCAGGGGCCAAACCGUCUUCUCCGGAUCAAGAUACAGCAGUUCCACCGCUUGUUCCUCCACCUCCGCCGCCUUCCCCCCCUCUUCCUGGAGGCCCUGGUCAGCAAGGGGAUCCGGGUCAGAGUUCGCCGGGCAAUGCUUCUCCAGGUCAAAAGCCUGUUUCCCCUAAAGUCACUGUGGUUACUCAGCCUCCGAGUGUUUCAGGGUCAGGCGCUGGGACAACUGGUGACAAGGGGCCUGGUACACCAGGUGGUGGAGGGGCUGGUCAACAAAUUACUCAACGAACAAGUCACGACUCUGGUCAAACGCCAAGCGGCAACACUACUACGUCGGGUGCCUCGCAGCCUGGUGGAGGUGCUGGAGGUUCAGGUAGUGGGUGUUCUAAUCCAAUAAAAUUGCCUCCUGAAUUCGGUGGUGGAAGUUACUGCCCCCGAAAUGGUAAGACGUGGGAUUCUACUGCACGAAGGCAAAUGCACGACGAGUGGGAUAAAAAAGCUCAAGAAGCUAACCAACGAGUAGCAGAGAGGAGACGUCAGAGGGAAGAGAGGCUCAGGCAGCAAAGGGAGGCAGAAGAACGUCGGAGACAGGACGCAGAAGAACGCAAAAAACUUAAUGAGAUUAGAUCGCAGCAUAGUAUUGUCCCGGGGACUGAUUACCAUGACAAUUUCGGAGGGAAAAGCCCUAAGAAACGGGCCCACAAGAAGGCGGCGGCGCCUAUAUCCCACGAUCUUAAGGUGCCCAUGCUUGAAGGUUCAGGCAUCCCCCUGCCUCCGUUAGGCGGCGGAGUUCUAGACGGUCUGGUGGGAGAAGUAUUGCCAGAUAAUUCAAUUAAAGUAGAAGACCAGAAGCUUAUGGACAUUCACGAUGCAGAACGCAAAAUACAUUCCAACAUUGCACAGCGCGAGCGUGAGCUCCAGGAGCUGAAACUGAUAUCAAUGUACGUGGAUGAAGAGCGAAAGAGAGAUAUUGAGGCCGCACAAAAGGAGGUGCAACAUGUAAAAUUCUUGGAAGGUGUUCAGAAAGAUGUCAUACUCCGUGGUGAAAUUACAGAUUUCCCCUUCACUGGUGAAACAGUUCCAGACACUACGGAUAUUUUGAGAGAUCGUGAGAGGGAACUCAAAGCUCAGAGUGAUUUGGCAAAAAUGUAUGAGGCGCACAAACAGAGAGAGUAUGAUAGAGAACUCAGCGCAUACUUUAAUAAGGUAAUGAAAGGCAGAGACGCCUAUCAGCCAGAAGGGAUAACAGUUGAUGCUACGCCCAUAUCGUCACUGAUCCGCCAAAGUUCCGACCAUUUGGACGUGGAUGUAUACGUUCCCAAACUUGCACUUCAGGACUCCUCAUAUGACGUAAACGUAGGUUAUGACCCUCCAACUAUCCCCGAAGUCCAACUCCUUGACCCAAUCGUUCCAUCUACCACCGCCGCCGAUCUGAGUUUUGAACAUCAAGCAUAUCGACCACCUUCACCACGCACAGACUUCGACACCAAGAACAUCAACCGCCCAAAUGUACCAAUGUGUAUACCAGAUUGGUCUACUCAGAAACCCACGCAUGACUCCACCGAUAUCCCCGACACCGAACUGUUCCCCUCCGAGGCGCCGCGCACGGUCAGGGAGAUGCUCACUUGGAUCGCCGGGCUGCGACACCCGAAACACCAAGAGACUCUGAAACAGUGUAUUAAAAACGCUUUCAAGCGCGGAGAUGAUGACUCUGCCAUCCUCCAACUCCCAGUCAACGAUUCUAGUAUCGCCGCCAAAGAUGUCCUUCACACCAUUAAGCUUGUCGCCAUGUUUGCAGCCUCAGUGCUCAAUGCCCUCGCGCCUGAGUGGAGGAUGGCGGUGCCGUCUUUAACUUCAGCGUCUAAGGUCUCUGACCAAUCCAAGGAUCCUGAUUGCUGCGCCCUCCUCUGCCAGCUGCGGGACUACGUCUACGCCUGCUACCACCAGUUGGAGUUCCUAAAGUCGCAGUGUUCUCGGAAGGAAUCUGACAGUGGUUGGCAGGAUUGUCAAUAUGGCAAUAAUAUCCCCGACUCCCCUCUCCAAGCCUUCCUGACUGACGCCCAUGACUCCAAGUUCGAGACUCAUCCCUUCGACCCGUGUGACAUCUGCCUCAAGAGCCGAAUCAGGAUGGGAUUCACAAAGGAUGAUUUGCCUGCAUCUCACGAAACUGGCAAGCAUAUUUCCGCCAUCCUCUCUCCUAGCUGCGGCGGCGACGAUCCCUUGCUGAAGCUGUCCUCCUACCUCAGCUGCCUCACCAGGAGGACGCCGCGCACCACCGGGGAGCUUGUUUCGUUCUUCCACCUUUUCGGGAAUGAGCUGCACUUACCAUCUUCACACUUCUCUCCGUUGGGCUCCGCCCUCCACAAGCCACAUCCUCACUGCCCCGAGUGGGAUUGUCUUGAGGCCGCCGACCUCAAUGCCAUCCAGGACCUCCGGGGCUCCGCCACUCUCAACUCCAACUCCAACCACGAAAAGGACCAUCCCAAGACACUGUCCACUCUGCUUGGCUGCGGCAUCGAUAAUGUAAACUGCACACGACUUCUCUCUCCCAUCACCCACCGGGCCUACGCCCUGUACUCCCCGGCCUUCGCCCACCACUAUCUCAGCUGGACGGCCUACCUGGCAGACAGACUGUCGGAGUCACUGCAUCGGUUGCAUCAUGAUCUCGAGGACCUUCAAUGUCACGACUCCAAUUCCAAGCCUCUCCACCAAUGCCCCAAGUCCUUGCCCCUCCUCUACUCUCACGGGUUCACGCCACCGGGCGGGAUGCUGCAGCCGUCACUCACGUGUUCGAAGGUCAUCACCAAACUGGAGGAAGUGGUCGCCGGAAAGCCUAUCGCCGAUCUCAUAACCGCCAUGGACACAUUCCUCUACGGCAUCAGGACGCCCUUCGUCUACACCAUCGUCACACUCUGGCUCAUCGCCACGCUCUACAUCGCCCACUCACUGCUCUACCGCAUGGACGUCUUGCGCAUCCGCUCGCACCUACUCACCACCAGGGCCUCACACCUCAUCGACGUCAAGGCGCUGCUCGCCGGCAGCCGCAGGAUGCUCUCACUCUACAAGGACGUCGACUACUUCGACGAAGAUGUUAUUGCCCAAUUCGGCGUCACACAAUAA
This is a messenger RNA of Babesia ovata, 4608 nucleotides long. RefSeq names its product Ribosome-binding protein 1. The transcript has a single exon. The record is from RefSeq and is a predicted model, not a curated record. Bases 1 to 4608 code for a protein of 1535 amino acids. NCBI's taxonomy places the organism in Eukaryota, Apicomplexa, Aconoidasida, Piroplasmida, Babesiidae.